Molecule: messenger RNA, 2383 nt
Organism: Desarmillaria tabescens
Lineage: Eukaryota; Fungi; Basidiomycota; Agaricomycetes; Agaricales; Physalacriaceae
Exons: 4
Coding region: 97-2109 (670 amino acids)
Source: RefSeq, a predicted model, not a curated record
GGCAAACAACAAUCAUCAUUCCGCACUUCCACGCCGGACGACCUUCAAUUCUUCCCUUCACGACUCUGCAUUCUGAUACCCUCAUUUUAUUUAAUUAUGGCCUCCGAUUCUUCGACAUCAACGACGCCAUUGAUCCUAACCCCAGAAUCCACAGGGACAUCACCCGAACCAAUUUCAACGGAUACAGCCAUGAAGAAAUCGAGGCGACAAACUGCCAUUUAUCCUAAUAUGAAUUCAUCGAAUAAACCGCAGAAACCGUUCAGUCGGAGUGCUGCGAAGCGGCAGAGUGUAAUGGCGCUGGGGAGCAUCGAACACCUGCAAUAUUAUUUCACGAAGACAGGGAUUGCCGCCAAGAAGAAUAAUUUAGGAAAACCUGUGAAGGGUCUGGUACCUGCAAUCGGUGGCAAAGCCCAUAUACGAAAUAACUCUAGUCUCGGUAGCCUCCCUGAACUUAGAUUACCACCCACACCAGUAAUACCAGACUCCAACGGCCCUGCAUUCCCGCCUUUCGUCAAGACUUAUGAGACAGACCCGGAAUCCUUAUUACCGGGCGUCAUUGAAGACCUCACGGCCGUCGCUCGUGCAUGGCGGAUCGAUAACCCGCUAAACUCCGAACUUCUAGGAGGAGAAUCGUUCGAUGUGCUCGGCGUACUGAAAACUACGACAACCGCCAUUCGUGCGGUGCGAAACUAUGUCGUCUCUCUACCGGACGAAUCUGCAGGUACCAUACGGGCCCAGUUCCGUUCCAAGGUUCUUGGUCCUAGAGCUACACGAUUACCCUCCCAGUCACAAUCAGGCUCGACUCCAGAUCCUUUGACACUCAUCCGACGCUCGGCAUUAGAGGUGUUGACCGUACUUCGGGAGCUAGAGGAGGAGAGCCGGUUACCGCUCAGCGAUGAAGUAUACGAUGCUCAAAGUGAGGGUGCCACUUCGCGGAAUGGCGGUGGACCACCAUCAAGAGUGGCUAGUCCGAGUAUGGGGUCUGAUAAGCCGCCUUCAGAGGAAGACAAUUUGCAUGUACACGAGGUGGACCCGGAUACAACGGUCUCCUUUACCCUGAUGCAAGUUCAAGGCAGAUAUGAAAGCGUGCCUGUAUGGGAGGAUGAAGACGAACAAUCAGAGAGUGAGGAAGAUGACCAGAGGGACCGUUGGGAUGAGAGGCUUGUGGUUGGUAGUGGCUGGCUGUACCGGCAGGACGUGAAAUGGGAAGAAUUGGAGAAAGAACGGAAGGUUGUUGGGUCUUACCUGGAUGUCGUGGACGAAGUGCUGUUCGAAGGCAGGAAAGACGAUUCUCGCGGAUGGGAGCGAAAGGCGCGUAAAGCUGCUGUGCGGGGGAAUAAGCGGAGAGUGAGCGCUGGAGAUGCCGAAGGGAAAGGUUUUGGUUUAUAUCCUAUCUCUGCGGGAAAGCGGCGAGUGUCGACUGGUAUACUCGAUGUCCGUAUCACCGAGGAGCCUGAGGACUUGGAAGAAGAUAUCGCUGAGGAGACUGAAAACAGCAUGGACGAAGAGGAUCUUCCCGAGUGGGCCAAGCGACAUGCAUUCGAGGAUGAUGAAUUAGGUCGUGCUCAUGCAUUGCUUGCCGCUCUUCUUCCUCCUUCGUUACAAGGUGCUCUGGCCCCAGUAUCACCUCGAUCGGCGUUCCUCGACAGUCUAUCGUCUGGCCAACUUCUCUGCUCUGCGUAUAAUGUCGGCGUCCGAAAGUCAAAGAAACCAUGGGGAUACGUGAACAAGGACGGCAUACAUGAUAUACUUUCUCUAGAAAGGGCCGAGAAGGAGUCGGGCGAUCCAGAGAGCCCCAAGAAAGGGUGGACCUUCCGACGGACUGAUAAUCUACGUCUGUGGGUUGGUGCCCUAAAGUUGCGGUAUAUGCUUCCCAUCGUCGUUCCUACGCAGGUACUACUGCCGAACCAUAGUGGGCCGGGAAAUUCGCCUUUGAGCUCGCCCCAGGCCUCUCAGACUCGCUUUUCUGGUGGCACGUCGGAGCCUCCAAUCACGUUUGAUGCCAAAGUCGUAGCAGGGAAAAGUGAGGGGUGGGAAGAUAUGUUGGAGGCAGUCCUGAUGCGGUGGAUGCAGAAAGUUGUUGAUGAACGAAGGAAUGAAAGUCAAUGAAUAUGUAGGCUAUGAUUGUACAAUUUUCUAUACCGGCGGAUUACGACUACCCUUGGGUUUUGCACACAUACAUUGCUAUCGAUAUUGUACAGUAGAUUAUGGAUCACGGAUGGCUCAGCUUGCUAAUGAUGGAAUGGCAUAUUUUCACGAGAAAGUGGAACCGCAAGAAAAACCUUCACAGCUCUCCGUAGUAUAGGUAUGCGCAGCAGCAUCGACUUAAGUAUCUCGAUUUCAGCUCAUUAAAUACAUUUUAUCCACUUUUCCUUUAACCAGG